Molecule: messenger RNA, 8302 nt
Organism: Choloepus didactylus (southern two-toed sloth)
Lineage: Eukaryota; Metazoa; Chordata; Mammalia; Pilosa; Megalonychidae
Gene: CIC
Product: capicua transcriptional repressor
Exons: 21
Coding region: 137-7675 (2512 amino acids)
Biological process (GO): regulation of transcription by RNA polymerase II
Cellular component (GO): nucleus
Molecular function (GO): DNA-binding transcription factor activity, RNA polymerase II-specific; RNA polymerase II transcription regulatory region sequence-specific DNA binding
Source: RefSeq, a predicted model, not a curated record
AGUAAAAAAAAAAGGGAGAAUCGAGAGGGAGAGCCGGAGGGGGGGCGGGGAGGGACCGGACCGGACCGAGCCGGAGCUACGGCCCCCCGCCCCGAAACCCCACCAAGCCCAAGGUGUGCGAGGGUGUGGCAAAAAGAUGAAGCCAAUGAAGAAGGCGUGCACCAGCCUCCCGGGUCCUGGUAGUGGCAGCAAGUCGCCCCCAGCCACCAGGGCCAAGGCUCUGAGGCGGCGAGGGGCCGGGGAGAGCGACAAGCCAGAGGAGGAAGACGACGGGGCACAGCAGCAGCAGCAGCCGCAGCCGGGGCCGGAAGAAGCUGAGGAGGGCGAGGAAGAAGAGGCUGAGCAGGGCCCAGGGGCUGAGGAGCCUCCCCCAGAGCUGCACCCUGAUGAGCCGGCUCCAGGCCCAGCCGAGGACCCCAAGGGCGAAGGGGAGGCAGGCCGCUGGGAGCCUUCCCUCAGCCGCAAGACGGCCACGUUCAAGUCCAGAGCACCCAAGAAGAAGUACGUGGAAGAGCACGGGGCAGGUGGCAGCGGGGCAGCCGGGGCGCCCGAAGAGCUGGCACGGACCCCCGAGGAGGCCAGCGCCCUGGGUCUGCCUCCCCGGCCGCCUGCCUCCACCCGCUCCUCCUCCACGGACACGGCCAGCGAGCACUCGGCCGACCUGGAGGAUGAGCCAGCCGAGGGCUGCGGGCCGGGCCCAUGGCCCCCCGUUGGCACCAGUGGCGGCUACGACCUGCGGCAGCUGCGGUCCCAGCGGGUGCUGGCUCGGCGAGGUGAUGGCCUCUUUCUGCCAGCCGUGGUCCGCCAAGUGCGCAGAAGCCAGGACCUGGGCGUGCAGUUCCCAGGAGACCGGGCCUUGACUUUCUUCGAUGGCGGGCCGGGCGGCGGCGUGGACGUGGUGUUGGAUGCCACGCCGCCACCAGGUGCACUGACGGUGGGCACGGCCGUCUGUACCUGCGUGGAGCCCAGCGUGGCGGCCUACCGGGAGGGGGUGGUGGUGGAAGUGGCUGCCAAGCCGGCUGCCUACAAGGUCCGCCUCAGGCCUGGCCCGCUCUCCCAGCCGGGCCUGCCCCCUCCCCUCCCACAGCCCCCGCAGCCCCCACACCGGGAGCCCGAGGAGGCCGUGUGGGUGGCCCGCUCCAGCCUGCGCCUGCUGCGGCCUCUCUGGGAGCCCGAGGCCCUGCCACGGAAGCCCCCCGUGGGCCUCGAGGUGGAGCAGGUGGAGGCAGGGGCCACUCUGCCCCCCUGCCCCACUGCUCUGGACCUCAAGCAGCCCGAGGAUGUGGAGGUAUCCAAGAUCAGCUUUGGCAGCAACCUGGGGGCUUGCGAGGAAGGCGAGGGGAAGCACCUGCCCACCCUGGGCACCCCAGCCCUGCUCCCACUGCCCCCACCCCAGCUCCUGUCGCCACCACCCAAGUCCCCGGCUUUUGCAGGACCCGGCCGCCCUGGCGAGCAGCCCUCGCCCUGCCAGGAGGGCAGCCAGGGUGGCAGCCGCAGCAGCAGCGUGGCCUCUCUGGAGAAGGGCGUGGUGCCGGCGGCUCGGGCUCGCACCCCACUGACAGCCGCCCAGCAGAAGUACAAGAAGGGUGACGUGGUCUGCACGCCCAACGGGAUCCGCAAGAAGUUCAACGGCAAGCAGUGGCGCCGGCUGUGCUCGCGGGACGGCUGCAUGAAGGAGUCGCAGCGGCGGGGCUACUGCUCGCGCCACCUGUCCAUGCGGACCAAGGAGAUGGAGGGCCUGGCGGACAGCGGGCCAGGCGGGGCCGGGCGGCCAGCUGGCGUGGCAGCCCGCGAGGGCAGUGCCGAGUUCGACUGGGGUGACGAGACGUCGCGGGACAGUGAGGCCAGCAGCGUGGCAGCCCGGGGAGACUCUCGCCCACGCCUGGUGGCCCCGGCCGACCUGUCCCGCUUUGAGUUCGACGAGUGCGAGGCGGCCGUGAUGCUGGUGUCGCUGGGCAGCUCGCGGUCGGGCACACCCUCCUUCUCGCCCGUCUCCACGCAGUCGCCCUUCUCACCAGCUCCAUCACCCUCACCCUCGCCACUCUUUGGCUUCCGCCCCGCCAACUUCAGCCCCAUCAAUGCCUCCCCGGUCAUCCAGCGCACCGCUGUCCGCAGCCGCCACCUGAGCGCCAGCACUCCCAAGGCAGGUGUGCUGACACCGCCGGACCUGGGCCCCCAUCCGCCGCCGCCGGCCCCCCGAGAGCGCCACUCCUCCGGCAUCCUCCCCACCUUCCAGACCAACCUGACCUUCACCGUGCCCAUCAGCCCUGGGCGGCGGAAGACAGAGCUGCUGCCCCACCCAGGGGUGUUGGGGGCUCCCGGCACAGGGGCUGGAGGAGCCCCCCCAGACUUCCCCAAGAGUGACAGCCUGGACUCCGGGGUGGACGCAGUGUCUCACACACCUAACCCCUCCACGCCAGCUGGCUUCCGGGCUGUGUCACCCGCCGUGCCCUUCUCCCGUUCCCGCCAGCCCUCGCCACUGCUGCUGUUGCCCCCACCAGCUGGCCUAACCUCAGAUCCAGGGCCCUCUGUGCGCAGAGUGCCUGCCGUGCAGCGGGACUCCCCUGUCAUUGUCCGCAAUCCGGAUGUGCCGCUGCCCUCCAAGUUCCCUGGCGAGGUGGGCACUGCCAGUGAGACCCGGGCUGGGGGACCUGGGCGGGGCUGCCGCGAGACCCCGAUGCCCCCUGGGGGGUCCAGUGGGAAGCCUGGCCUGCCCCCGCCUCUGCCGGCCCCCGUGCCCAUCACCGUGCCUCCAGCCGCGCCGACUGCCGUGGCCCAGCCGAUGCCCACCUUUGGCCUGGCUUCUUCGCCCUUCCAGCCUGUGGCCUUCCACCCCUCACCUGCCGCCCUGCUGCCUGUCCUGGUGCCCAGCAGCUACACCAGCCAUCCCGCCCCCAAGAAGGAAGUCAUCAUGGGCCGUCCCGGGACAGUGUGGACGAAUGUGGAACCUCGUUCUGUGGCCGUGUUUCCCUGGCACUCCUUAGUCCCCUUCCUGGCCCCCAGCCAGCCUGACCCCUCCGUGCAGCCAAGUGAGGCCCAGCAACCUGCCAGCCACCCUGUGGCCUCCAACCAGAGCAAAGAACCUGCUGAAUCAGCAGCUGUUGCUCAUGAGCAGCCACUGGGCGGGACAGGGAAUGCUGAUCCUGGGCGGCCCCCUGGAGCCACAUGCCCUGAGAGUCCGGGACCUGGACCCCCUCACACUUUGGGGGUGGUGGAAACUGGCAAGGGUCCCACACCCACUACUGAGGAGGAUAUCCCCGGACCCCCAGGAGAGCCCCGGCUGGACAGUGAGACAGAGAGUGAUCAUGAUGAUGCCUUUCUCUCCGUCCUGUCUCCUGAGAUCCAGUUGCCUCUGCCACCUGGAAAACGCCGGACCCAGUCCCUCAGUGCCCUGCCCAAGGAACGGGACUCAUCUUCUGAGAAGGAUGGACGCAGCCCCAACAAGCGGGAGAAAGACCAUAUCCGGCGACCCAUGAACGCCUUCAUGAUCUUCAGUAAGCGGCACCGUGCCCUGGUCCACCAGCGUCACCCCAACCAGGACAACCGGACCGUCAGCAAGAUCCUGGGCGAGUGGUGGUAUGCCCUCGGGCCCAAGGAGAAGCAGAAGUACCAUGAUCUGGCCUUCCAGGUGAAGGAGGCCCACUUCAAGGCCCACCCAGACUGGAAGUGGUGCAACAAGGACCGGAAGAAGUCCAGCUCAGAAGCCAAGCCUCCGAGCCUGGGGCUGGCAGGAGGGCACAAGGAGACGCGGGAGCGGAGCAUGUCAGAGACAGGCACGGCUGCCGCCCCUGGAGUGUCCUCAGAGCUCCUGUCCAUGGCAGCCCAGACACUCUUGAGCUCGGAACCCAAGGCUCCAGGGAGUGGCUCCUGUGGGGCAGAACGGCUGCACACAGUCGGGGGACCCAGCUCAGCCCGGCCCCGAGCCUUCUCCCACAGUGGGGUGCACAGCUUGGACAGCGGGGAAGCAGACAGCCAAGCACUGCAGGAACUGACUCAGAUGGUGUCCGGCCCUGCAUCCUACUCUGGCCCAAAGCCUUCCACCCAGUAUGGGGCUCCAGGCCCCUUUGCAGCCCCCGGCGAGGGGGGUUCCCUGGCGGCCAGUGGGCGGCCCCCACUGCUGCCCACCCGAGCUUCUCGUUCCCAACGCACAGCCAGUGAGGACAUGACCAGUGAUGAGGAACGCAUGGUCAUCUGUGAGGAGGAAGGGGACGACGAUGUCAUUGCUGACGAUGGCUUCAGCACCACUGACAUUGAUCUCAAGUGCAAGGAGAGGGUGACCGACAGCGAGAGUGGCGACAGCUCCGGGGAGGACCCAGAGGGCAGUAAGGGCUUUGGCUGGAAGGUGUUCUCGCCUGUGAUCCGUUCCUCUUUUGCCCACUGUCGUCCGUCACUGGACCCCGAGCCCCCGGGGCCCGCAGAUCCACCUGCUGCCUUUGGCAAAGGCUACGGCCCCACUCCACCCCCUUUGUCCUCGUCCUCACCUGCCACUGCCUCACCCUCUGUGGCCACCUCCUUCUCACUGGGCCCAGGAAGCUUCAAGGCCCAGGAGUCAGGUCAGCCCAGCCCAGUGGGCCCAUUGCGUCCACCACCCCCUGCAGCUGGAGGCCCAGCGACACCUUCCAAGACCACCCGGUUCCUCCCAGCGGAUCCUGCCACCUUCCGGCGCAAGAGACCUGAGAGCAUGGGGAGUCUGGAGCCACCAGGCCCCUCAGUCAUUGCAGCACCUCCCAGCGGGGGAGGGAGCAUCCUGCAGACCCUGGUCCUGCCCUCAAACAAGGAGGAGCGGGAGGGCAGUGGGGCCCGCAUGCCCUCGGCCCCAUCGCUGGCUUUCGGGGCCCCAGCAGGCCCCCUGUCUCGUCCAGCUGCCACCAUGGUCACCAAUGUGGUGCGGCCUGUCAGCAGCACUCCUGUGCCCAUUGCCUCAAAGCCCUUUCCCACCUCUGGCCGGGCUGAGGCCUCCCCAAAUGAUGCAGCAGGGGCAAGGACUGAGACGGGCCCAGGGGCCCGGGGAGCUGGGGGCUCUCCGCUGGGCGUCAGCUUAGUGUACUCGGACAAGAAGUCAGCAGCGUCUGCCUCACCAGCCCCACACCUGGUGGCUGGGCCCUUACUGGGCACUGUAGGGAAGGCACCUGCCACCGUCACCAACUUGCUGGUGGGCACCCCAGGCUAUGGGCCCUCUGCACCCCCUGCCGUCCAGUUCAUUGCCCAGGGAACUCCUGGCAGUGGAGCCACUGCGGGCUCAGGAGCAGGUGCUGGGAGUGGCCCAAAUGGGCCAGUGCCUUUGGGCAUCCUGCAGCCAGGUGCCCUGGGCAAGGCUGGUGGCAUCACCCAGGUGCAGUACAUCCUGCCCACGCUGCCCCAGCAGCUUCAGGUGGCACCUGCACCUGCCCCUGGGACCAAGGCAGCGGUUUCCAGCGGCCCUGCACCCACCGCCGGCAUCCGUUUCACCCUCCCACCGGGCGCCUCCACCAACGGCAAGGUCCUGGCUGCCACUGCACCCACUCCUGGCAUCCCCAUCCUGCAGUCUGUGCCCUCCGCCCCACCCUCCAAAGCCCAGUCGGUUUCUCCCGUGCAGGCCCCGCCCCCGGGUGGCUCCGCCCAGCUGCUGCCAGGGAAGGUACUAGUGCCUCUGGCGGCCCCUGGCAUGUCGGUGCGGGGUGGAGGGGCCGGCCAGCCACUGCCCCUGGUGAGCCCACCCUUCUCAGUACCAGUGCAGAAUGGUGCCCAGCCACCCAGCAAGAUCAUCCAGCUGACCCCUGUGCCUGUGAGCACACCCAGCGGCCUGGUGCCGCCCCUCAGCCCAGCCACGCUGCCUGGACCCACCUCUCAGCCCCAGAAGGUCCUGCUGCCUUCCUCCACCAGAAUCACCUAUGUGCAGUCAGCAGGCGGGCAUGCACUGCCCCUGGGCACCAGCCCUACGUCCAGCCAGGCUGGAACGGUCUCCUCAUAUGGGCCCACAAGCUCGGUAGCCCUUGGCUUCACCUCACUGGGGCCCAGCGGCCCCGCCUUCGUGCAGCCCCUGCUGUCAGCAGGCCAAGCCCCACUGUUGGCUCCUGGCCAGGUGGGCGUGUCACCUGUGCCCAGUCCCCAGCUUCCUCCCACAUGUGCAGCCCCUGGAGGUCCCGUCAUCACAGCAUUUUACCCCGGCAGCCCUGCACCCACCUCCUCAGCACCCCUGGCCCAGCCAUCCCAGGCACCCCCAGGCCUGGUCUACACUGUGGCUGCCAGCACCACCUCACCUGCCACCAUCCUGCCCAAGGGCCCACCGGCCCCCGCCACUGCCACCGCAGCCCCCACCAGCCCCUUCCCUAGUGCCACAGCAGGCUCCAUGACCUACAGCUUAGUGGCUCCCAAGGUCCAGCGGCCACCCCCCAAGGCCCCCCAGAAAGUGAAGGCAGCCAUUGCCAGCAUUCCCGUGGGCUCCUUUGAGGCAGGUGCCCCUGGGCGGCCUGGCCCUGCACCCCGGCAGCCCCUGGAGCCUGGCCCAGCCUGCGAGCCAACAGCCCCAGAGUCUGAGCUGGAGGGGCAGCCUACAACACCAGCCCCCCCACCAGCCUCGGAAACCUGGACUCCUGCGGCCCAGAGCAGCCCACCACCCCCACCUGCGGAGGAGCGGACGGGCUCUAAGGGCCCUGAGACGGCGGCCAGCAAAUUCCCCAGCUCCUCUUCAGACUGGCGCGUCCCUGGGCUGGGCCUGGAGAGCCGGGGGGAGCCUCCCACCCCUCCCAGCCCAGCCCCAGCUGCAGCCCCAGCCCCUGGCAGCAGCAGCGAGGGCGGCAGCGGGAGGGCAGCUGGGGAGCCCCCUGAGCGCAAGGAGGCUGCUGGUACCGGCAAGAAGCUGAAGGUGCGGCCCCCGCCCCUGAAGAAGACCUUUGACUCUGUGGACAACAGGGUCCUGUCUGAGGUGGACUUCGAGGAGCGCUUUGCUGAGCUGCCUGAAUUUCGGCCUGAGGAGGUGCUGCCCUCGCCCACCCUGCAGUCUUUGGCCACCUCGCCCCGGGCCAUCCUGGGCUCCUAUCGCAAGAAGCGGAAGAACUCCACUGACCUAGACUCGGCCCCUGAGGACCCCACCUCGCCCAAGCGCAAGAUGAGGAGACGCUCCAGCUGCAGCUCGGAGCCCAACACCCCCAAGAGCGCCAAGUGUGAGGGGGACAUCUUCACCUUCGACCGGACAGGUACAGAAGCGGAGGAUGUGCUUGGGGAGCUGGAAUACGAGAAGGUGCCAUACUCCUCGCUGCGGCGCACCCUGGACCAGCGCCGGGCCCUAGUCAUGCAGCUCUUCCAGGACCACGGCUUCUUCCCUUCAGCCCAGGCCACGGCAGCCUUCCAGGCCCGCUACGCAGACAUCUUCCCCUCCAAGGUUUGUCUGCAGCUGAAGAUCCGCGAGGUGCGCCAAAAGAUCAUGCAGGCGGCCACUCCCACGGAGCAGCCACCCGGAGCUGAGGCCCCCCUCCCCGGACCGCCCCCUACUGGCACCGCUGCUGCCCCUGUCCCGACUCCCAGCCCUGCUGGGGGCCCUGACCCCACUUCACCUGGCUCGGACUCUGGCACGGCCCCAGUCGCCCCGUCACUGCCUCCCCCCCCAGAGCUGGGGUCUGGACAGCCUGGCUGGGAGGGGGCCCCCCAGCCCUCCCCACCACCCGCUGGCCCCUCCACAGCUGCCACAGGCAGGUGAAGGGCCUCUGAGAAGAUCCUAGGACCCACAGUGCCCCCCUCAGGACGCGGACAGUAUGUAGGUGGCAGGAACUGGGGGGCAGGAUGGUUAACUCUCCCCCCCCCAAUAAAGCCAUUUCGUCCUUCCAGUUUGGGGCGGAAUGAGGCCUGCUCCUCUUGUAUAUACCCCUGCCCUGCACAGCUCCCUCCCUGUGAUGGGGGGCAGCUGAGGGGAGGCAGGGGCACCGUCUCCCCCACCGAGCCCCUGUACAUAACCUGGAGUGUGUUACCUUCAGACCUUUUCACUUGUACUUUAUGCAAAAUGGCUCGUGUGAGGGCUGCAGGCUGGAGGGCAGGAGGGCCUCGGGCCACAGGGAGGCGCCGGUGGGGUAGGGGGAGUUCAGGUCCCUGUGUUCCCCAGAGGGGCUGGACUCAGGUUAGUUUGGGGGUGGGGGCUCCCGCACUUUGCCACUGGCAUGGGGAGGGCUCUCUCCCACUCCCUCCGCCCUCCCAGCUCGGGUUGUACUUUCUAAGAAGGUGAUUCCCUUCCCUUGCCCCCUCUCCCAGAACAAAACAUGUUGAUCAUGUGCAAUAUUUCUUACUGAGCUGAGAAGCCACGAUGACUGAGAUUAAAGCUGUUUAACACACC